AUGGAGCAACCCUCUGAUAUCCCUUGUUCCUCCCAUUCAUUUUGCUCAAACUCACCAAGUGGACGACCCUCUGAUAUCCACUGUUCCCUCCAUUCAUUUGCUCAAACUCACCAAGUAGACGACCCUCUGUAUCCCUUGUUCCUCCAUUCAUUUGCUCAAACUCACCCAAGUAGACGACCCUCUGAUAUCCCUUGUUCCUCCAUUCAUUUUGCUCAAACUCACCAAGUAUCCCUUGACGACCCUCUUGAUAUCCUUGUUCCUCCAUUCAUUUGCUCAAACUCACCAAGUAGACGACCCUCUGAUAUCCUUGUUCCUCCAUUCAUUGCUCAAACUCACCAAGUAGACGACCCUCUGAUAUCCUUGUUUCCUCCAUUCAUUUGCUCCAAACUCACCCUCAGUGUUCCUCCAACCAAACUCUGCAACCCUAUAUCCUUGUUCCUCCAUUCAUUUGCUCAAACUUUCCAAAUAGACGACCCUCUGAUAUCCCUUGUUCCUCCAUUCAUUUGCUCAAACUCCACCAAGUGGACGACCUUCAGUAUCCCCUGUUCCUCCAUUCAUUUGCUCAAACUCACCAAAUGGACGACCCUCUGA
Molecule: messenger RNA, 591 nt
Organism: Acanthosepion pharaonis
Lineage: Eukaryota; Metazoa; Mollusca; Cephalopoda; Sepiida; Sepiidae
Source: the annotation of a GenBank genome assembly